GUCAGUUGGCGUUGCGAAGCUGCAGAUGAUGUCGGCCCUGAGAACAGUGCUAGUGCUGUCGCUGGUGGGAGCGGCGAUGCCGCAGUACAAACCGUCGUACGCGGGAAGUGGGUGGUCGUACCCCGGCCCUCUGCCGCAGUUCACGACUGACGUCGGGCUCGACAACCGCGUGGGCCUGGAACCCACCAGCACACUCUCACCCGAAGAGGACGUCGCAUCGGUCGUCUCCGCCUGGCCGGCUGACCGUCAGCCCUUCUGGUUCGUCAACAGGGACCAGAUCCAGCAGCACAUCGGACGACCGCAGCCUCAGGCCGGGUCUCGACCGCAGACGCAGCGUCCUCAGACGCAGACGCAGCAGCCCGAGCAGCCGCAGGCGCAGACGCAGCCGCAGACGCAGACACAGCCGCAGACGCAGACGCAGCAGUCUGUGCAGACACAGACGCAGGAGCCUCAGCAGAUACAACCUCAGAGACGCACUUUCCCCCAGGCAGCUUCCAGUCGACAGUAGCCUCUAUUCUCACAUAUCAUACACACUGCACAUGUGAUGUUACUAGACAUCUGAUACUCAUAAACAGUUUUAUAAUAAAACUGUAAAAUUGUUUACUUGCUUCCUCUAAGGUGCCAAAAUAUGUAAUCACAUUUUAUUUUUUUACUAAAAUAGCGAUUCAUUUCUCUUUAAGACUGACAGUAAAACAGUUUUGUGAUUUCAGUAAAACAGUUUUGUGAUUUA
Schistocerca gregaria is the source of this 730-nucleotide messenger RNA. RefSeq lists its product as uncharacterized. The transcript is spliced from 3 exons. NCBI's taxonomy places the organism in Eukaryota, Metazoa, Arthropoda, Insecta, Orthoptera, Acrididae. Bases 26 to 508 code for a protein of 160 amino acids. The record is from RefSeq and is a predicted model, not a curated record.